This is a messenger RNA of Erythranthe guttata (spotted monkey flower), 3173 nucleotides long. RefSeq names its product plastid division protein (gene PARC6). Gene Ontology annotation, cellular component: chloroplast inner membrane. The record is from RefSeq and is a predicted model, not a curated record. Gene Ontology annotation, biological process: chloroplast fission. NCBI's taxonomy places the organism in Eukaryota, Viridiplantae, Streptophyta, Magnoliopsida, Lamiales, Phrymaceae.
GUCACAAAUAUAAUUUCCUGCAACAAAAACAGUGUUCAUCUCUUGCUUCUUUUCGACUUUUCCUAAUUCAUCAGAUUGAAAAAGCAAAUACAACAAGUAACGGUUCUGCAAAUUAAUCCCAAAAUUAUGCUCCGAAUUCUCUCAUCCAACACCCAAUGCGCAACAGUUUCCAGUUAAAUAAGCCCUAGCUCGAAACCCCCUUUUUUCACGAAUUUGGAAGAAUUAAAAUGCCACGUUUUCCUCGUUUAUGUGCCCCAAAACCUCGUACUGAAAUGUCGAUGAAAUGGAGCAGCUAAUCUAGAGCUACAUGGCGAAUAUUCAUACGUUAGUGGCUAGUGUAAAUAGUCUCUACCUGUGUAAUGACAGCAUCGCCAAGUUUUACUGCUACGAUGCCGUCGAUGGUUUAACCAGUCGAAGAAUCAACGGAAAGAAGAAGAAAUGCCGGAAUCAUGGUUAUGUCGGUGGGUGUGGUGCUAGGGUUUCUGCGAUUGAUUAUACGUGGAGGCUGUGUGCUGCUACGGAACUUCGUGGUGUUCAGGAAAGCUUUAGUAAGAAUAUCAGUGUGCAGAACCCAGUUCCUUUUAUCGAAAUCCCCGUCACUUGCUACCAGGUUGUUGGUGUUCAUGAUAAAGCGGAAAAAGAUGAAAUUGUUAAAUCAGUGAUGCAUUUAAAAAAUGCAGAGAUUGAAGAGGGAUAUACUAAAGAUGCUGUUAUAUCUCGCCAGGAUCUUCUAAUGGAUGUUAGAGACAAACUUCUAUUUGAACCAGAAUAUGCUGGAAAUGUCAAAGAUAAGCUGCCCCCUAAAUCUUCUCUGAAAAUUCCUUGGGCUUGGUUGCCUGGUGCUCUAUGCCUUCUACAGGAGGUUGGAGAAGAAAAGCUUGUGCUAGAAAUUGGGCGAAGAGCCCUGCAACAUCCAGAAUCAAUGCCAUUUGUUCAUGAUUUGCUUCUGUCAAUGGCUCUUUCAGAGUGUGCAAUUGCAAAAGCUGGCUUUGAGAAGAACAAUAUUUCUCAAGGAUUCGAAGCCCUUGCCCGUGCUCAAUGUCUAUUGAGGAGCAAGAUUUCUCUUGAGAAGAUGAUGCUAUUGUCUCAGAUAGAAGAAUCUUUAGAAGAGCUUGCUCCAGCCUGCACAUUGGAUCUCUUGGGGAUGCCUCACACACCUGAAAAUGCUGGACGAAGACUUGGCGCUAUCGCAGCUCUGCGUGAAUUGCUGAGGCAGGGGCUGGAUGUUGAAACUUCAUGCCAUGUUGAAGACUGGCCUUGCUUUCUGAAUCAAGCACUUAAGAAACUUAUGGCUACAGAAAUUGUGGAACUUAUUUCUUGGGACAGUUUAGCUCUUACAAGGAAGAAUAGAAAAUCGCUUGAGUCACAGAAUCAAAGAACUGUCCUCGAUUUCAAUAGCUUUUACGUGGUUUUAUUAGCUCAUAUUGCCCUUGGAGUUUCGAGCAAACAAACUGACCUGAUUAACAAGGCAAAAUCAAUUUGCGAGUGUUUAAUAGCUUCAGAAGGCAUUGAUUUGAAAUUUGAGGAGGCCUUUUGCUCUUUCCUUUUGGGGCAGGGUGAUGAAGCAACGGCUGUUGAAAGACUGAGGCAGCUUGAAUUGAAUUCGAGUCCUAGUUCACAAAAGUCACUGCAACUGAAAGAAACCAGAGAAGUUUCAAGUGGGAACAAACCACUGGAAACAUGGUUGAAAGAAGCUGUUCUUGGCUUGUUUCCGGAUACACGAGAUUGUUCCCCAUCUUUGGCGGACUUCUUUAAUGGGGAAAAAAGAUCUUUUGGAAACAGAAAAGAUAAAAGAGCUCCUCCAACUUUAUCCAACAUGAGGCUCAGAUCGCUUGCUGUUGCUCCUCCACUGGAUCAAAGAGAUGAAGACUCGGUUUCAUUCACAGAUUAUUCACGCCAUCUUGGUCCAGCUGUCAAGCAGCUUUCUCCUCCUAAUCUGCAAAGUCCACUAAUGGAGGGAAAAGGCAUUGCUGGCUCACCAUCUAUUCAAUUGAAAAGAACUUUGGGUUCAAAGCAGCGUGAAGUAUGGAAAAUUUGGUUGAGCUCCAGUCACGUAGUUGGAAAGAUGAUAUAUACUACAGCAUUAGGCUGCAUCUUGUUUGCUCUAUUUAAGCUAUUGAACGUGCAAUUAUGGAGACCUGCAAAUGGAUCUAGAUGGAGAGUGGAUGAGCAAAGAUUUUCUACAAGCUCCUCUACUGUUGCUGAUUCUCCUAUUGAUUUAAGAUAUAGACGUGCAAUUAUUAAGCAAAAUGGUAUUACGAGAAAAAUCAAGAAAGUUCUCUCACGUCUUAAAAUGCAGUCUGGGAACCAUCUAGAAUCUGCAGAUAUCCAAACUGCUUCACUCUCUUCUGGCCUUUCUUCUUCAAUAACAUCAACUUAUAGGGAACCAAUGCCUGUUGAAGAAGCUGAGACACUUGUCAAGCAAUGGCAAGCAAUUAAAGCAGAAGCGCUUGGGCCUAACCAUGAUACUGGUGGGCUUGUUGAUAUCCUUGAAGGAUCAAUGCUUGUUCAGUGGCAAGCGUUGGCUGAUGCAGCAAAAGGAAGGUCGUGCUUUUGGAGAUUCGUCUUGUUGCGAUUGACAAUCGUACACGCAGAUGUUUUGGAAGAUGGGAUGGGAAGGGAAAUGGCAGAAAUAGAAGUUCGCUUGGAAGAGGCAGCCGAACUGGUGGAUGAAUCCCAGCCUAAAAAUCCAACUUACUACAGCCCAUAUAAAAUACGGUAUCUUCUCAAGAGGCAAGGCGAUGGGUCGUGGAAGUUCUGCGAAGGUGAUAUUCUGACUCCCCCGUGACAUUUGAGGAAAGCCUAAUUGCGGCCGUAUUUAAUUCCGCUCAACAGACGCUCGUCCAUAUAUUUAUUUUUACCUGUAUAUGGUAUUUUGAAGCUGACUCAGAAUUUCAAUGAAGAAAGUGGAGAUACUUCUCUCUUUUCCAUUUUCGUUAUUUCAGCCAGCCAGUUGUGUAUUUAGCAGAACUAGUUAGAUAUUCCAUUUAUUGUUUCUGAUCCGCCAUCGGCAUCUACUAGCAGCAGUAAUGGCAGUCCUGUUAUUCAACGAGUUUAUUGACAAAGUUGAAAUUCAAGUUAUUUCACCAUCUCUUUUACUAGUUAUUAUUUGGUCAUUGUUUGUUUUGUUGAGACUGUAUUUCUGGGGGUUGAAUUUACAUAUUUGCAUGUUU